Messenger RNA from Microthlaspi erraticum, 330 nucleotides. NCBI's taxonomy places the organism in Eukaryota, Viridiplantae, Streptophyta, Magnoliopsida, Brassicales, Brassicaceae. The record is from the annotation of a GenBank genome assembly.
AUGGAUUCUCUAAGAGGCCAAGGUGGCAUUCAGAUGCUUUUAACAGCUGAACAAGAAGCCGGACGGAUAGUAUCGGCUGCUAGGACCGCAAAGCUAGCUAGAAUGAAGCAAGCGAAAGACGAGGCUGAGAAGGAGAUGGAAGAGUACCGAUCCAGAUUAGAAGAAGAUUAUCAGAAACAAGUUUCUGGGACGGAUCAGGAAGCAGCUGCAAAACGAUUAGAAGAGGAGACAGAUGGAAGGAUUCAGAACCUUAAGGGCUCUGGUUCAAAGGUCUCUAAAGAGAUUGUCAAGAUGCUCAUCAAGUAUGUUACCACUACUGCUGGAGCAUGA